GCUCAUAUCGGGAGAGCGCACCGCGAGUCCAACCUCACCACGCUCGAGAGCGCAAAGGGAAAUGUUGCUCGAAUCUUAACGCUUCACAGACUCCGUAAUGGGUCACUGACAAGAGUUCAGCCAUCAGCAUCGUCUUUUAUCCAACAGAAAACAUCGUCAAGCGCCGAUGUCUCGAUGAAUUUCUCCGGGAAACUAACCAACGUCCUCCUGCUGGUGCUCCUCGCAGCGCAAGGCUGUUUUUCAUCUAAGGGAGAGGACAGAUUAUUUCGGAGGUUGUUCAGGAGGUACAACCAGUUCAUUCGACCAGUGGAGAAUGUAUCAGAUCCAGUCACAGUCGAGUUUGAGGUCUCCAUAUCUCAACUUGUCAAAGUGGAUGAAGUGAAUCAGAUUAUGGAAACCAAUUUGUGGCUGAGACAUGUCUGGAAUGACUACAAGCUGAAAUGGGCCCCUAUUGAGUACGAUGGAAUUGAGUUCAUACGAGUUCCUUCCAAUAAAAUCUGGAGACCUGACAUUGUUUUGUACAACAAUGCUGUAGGUGACUUCCUUGUGGAAGACAAGACCAAGGCUCUGCUGAAGUUUGAUGGCACCAUCACCUGGGUUCCUCCAGCUAUUUUCAAAUCCUCCUGCCCCAUGGAUAUCACCUACUUUCCCUUUGACUACCAGAACUGCUCCAUGAAGUUUGGCUCCUGGACUUACGACAAGGCCAAGAUUGACCUUGUGCUGAUUGGCUCAAAGGUGAACCUGAAAGACUUCUGGGAAAGUGGAGAGUGGGAGAUCAUCGACGCACCAGGAUACAAGCAUGACAUCAAGUACAACUGCUGCGAGGAGAUCUACCCGGACAUCACCUACUCCUUCUACAUCCGCCGCCUGCCUCUCUUCUACACCAUCAACCUCAUCAUCCCUUGCCUCCUCAUCUCCUUCCUCACGGUGCUGGUCUUCUACCUCCCGUCUGACUGCGGCGAGAAGGUCACCCUGUGUAUCUCCGUCCUCCUCUCCCUCACUGUGUUCCUGCUGGUCAUCACUGAGACCAUCCCUUCCACGUCGCUCGUCAUCCCCCUGAUCGGCGAGUACCUCCUCUUCACCAUGAUUUUUGUCACGCUCAGCAUCGUCAUCACUGUGUUUGUGCUAAACGUCCACUACCGAACCCCCAUGACUCACACUAUGCCGGAGUGGGUGAGGUCUGUGUUCCUUGGGGUGCUGCCCAGGGUGAUGCUGAUGAGGCGGCCUAUCGACCAGGGCUGCUCCUCCCCUGCCGGUAUUACAGGAGGCACAGGAAGAGGAGGGAGCAGAGUGGGACGCAAGAAGAGAAAGACAAGCAUAGGAGGAGGAAGCGGCUCAGGAAGUGUAAUCGUUGGGGGUAUAACUGGGGGUGUAGCGUGUCCACCACUGGAUGUUGGGGCAGGAGGAGGUGGAGGAGGAGGGGCUGCCUCAGCUGGUGGCUCAAUGAACUGUGUGGAGUACGGUGAGAUGAACCGUGACUUGAACAGAAGGUGCCCCUACAGAGGCAAAGAGGUACCGACUCCUGUCCCUCCCCCGAUGGUGCCACCUCCUCCUCCUCCCCCUCCUCCCCCUCCUCCACCUCCUCCCACACAGGCACCCCCAACCCAGGGGCCCCAGGAGUCAGAGUUGCCCAAGUUGCCCCGGCCGUUGAAUGCCCCUUCGCCCGUCAGCGCCAUUGUCGCCUUCUCAGUGGUGUCGCCAGAGAUCAAGCAAGCCAUAGAGAGCGUGAAGUACAUCGCAGAGAACAUGAGGACUCGCAACAAGGCCAAAGAGGUGGAGGACGACUGGAAGUACGUAGCCAUGGUCAUCGACAGGAUCUUCCUGUGGGUUUUUGUGACAGUGUGUGUGCUGGGAACGGUGGGACUCUUCCUCCAGCCACUUAUCAGCUUCUUAAAAUGAAAAACUUUUUUUUGUCCUGUCUCUUUCCCUCUCUUUUUGUCUACUUCUGUCCCUCUCUGUACCCCACUUGAAUUACUUUGGGAAUUAUCCCUCCUGCAGCUCUUUCAUAUCAAACACAAAACUGUUUCUUUCUCCUUUUCUGGCAUUUUGUCUCUUUUCUCCGUCUCAUCCUCUUCUUUGGGACUCCAUCAUCAGCUAUCACUUCUAGCUCUCAGCUGUCUAUUUCCUCACAUGAUUUUCCCUGAUUUCCUUCAUCUCAUCUUUGCCUUGCCCUCUCAACAUGCAUGCCAUGCUGUUAUCAAGUCUCCUUCUCCCCAUGACAGUUUUUUUUCUGACAUGAUUAUCAAGUCUGCUUUCCUUUCUUCUUUCUCUUUCCCUGUUUUUCUCCUCUCCUGUGCCAUUUUUUGACCUGCCACUGCCUUCAGCUUAUUUUUUCACAGCUGUCUCCUGUCUCCCAUUGUGUCUAUUGUUCUCUGCAUCUCCAUUCCGUGUGUUUAAAUGAAAAUAUCCUUUCAGUCAUUGUUAUUGUACGGUCUUAUACAAUAUGUUUAACAAUGUCAGGUAAAUAUUGAAGUAAGUAUUAUUAUAAUUAUAAUUUGAAGAACCUCUUAACAUUCAAAUGGCUUAUAAAGAAGAACCUGAAUACCUUCAUGAGUUUUGCUGUCUUGACUUUGUCAUUAUAAGCCGAUGCAAUAAAGACAACACACUUUUGAGAGAAGUGGUACAGUAGGUUAGUCUAGAACGUCUUAGUUAAAGAUAAAUACUGACAGCUGGUAAUAAUAUGUAUGAUGUUGUUCUGAUAGCUGCCACUUUUGCUAUUGUCAGACUGUGUUUCCCUGUAGAUACGUUUGUUAAAUACACAAGAGUUUGCAUGGCUUCUGAGAAGGAACUCUGGCUACGGCUGCACACACAUGAUGUGUUUCCCACAUGUGCUCACGUUAAGUAUAAUUACGCAUUGCACAUUAAUUCACAACUUCACUGUAAACCUACAAUGUAUAGAAGCACUUUGAAUUUCACAAUAUAGAUUGAACUUGUAAAAAGACAUUAAAAG
Messenger RNA from Anoplopoma fimbria (sablefish), 2950 nucleotides. Its product is annotated as neuronal acetylcholine receptor subunit alpha-3-like. The record is from RefSeq and is a predicted model, not a curated record. Lineage: Eukaryota; Metazoa; Chordata; Actinopteri; Perciformes; Anoplopomatidae. The transcript has 7 exons. Gene Ontology annotation, molecular function: transmembrane signaling receptor activity; acetylcholine-gated monoatomic cation-selective channel activity. Gene Ontology annotation, cellular component: neuron projection; postsynaptic membrane; synapse. Bases 175 to 1899 code for a protein of 574 amino acids. Gene Ontology annotation, biological process: monoatomic ion transmembrane transport; chemical synaptic transmission; nervous system process.